GAGAGAUGUGUGGGUACAGGAAGAAGCUCUAAAGAGAGUUAACUGGAGAGAGAACGAAAGUGACAGAUCAGACAUCCAACACAGGAGAGAGAGAGAAAUCAGAAAAAGAGAAAGUGAGAAAGAUAGAUCAGAGCAGGAAAGAGAGAGAGAGAGAUCAGAAAGAGAGAGAUAGAUCAGAGCAGGAGAGAAAAAGAGAGCUGUCUCUGAGGACAGACAGAGCCAGACCACCAGACAGUCAGUCUGAAUGCUUAGUAGCUGAGAGCUGUGCUGAGAGCUGCGGCUGUUGGCAGCAUUGAUUUCUGGGAGCUGUAAGCUGCUGGUACACAUGGCGUGGUGCUGUUGCACUCCUCUCCGGGCCUCCUCGUCCUCCUGCUGCUCUCCGCUUCUCAAACACUGCCCUCUCUUCCCAGACAUCUCCCCUGCUGAGCUGGAUGCACUAUGGAGGGAACCACCGUACACGCUAGCGGGAACCAAUGGUCACUUCACAGGAAAUGAUGUUAGGAAUCGAGGGGAGGAGGAGGGUCCGGGGGUGGAGUCUGGGGAAGGGGAGGCGGAGCUGGACAGUUACUGGACAAGGAAGGAGGCGUUCACCAGAGGAAGCACCGUGUCACUGGCUGUGGGAGAGAGGUUCUCCUCAGACGUGGUUCUAGUGUUCAGCGGUCGGCGGUGCUCAGGUGUAAUACCUGACUCUGAACUACAGGAGGCGCUCCGUACAAGACUCAGGGUCGUCGAGAGCAACAGUCAGGACGUCAUUCAGCUCUUCAAGGACCUGUCUGCCCGUCUGCUGUCUGUCCACGCUGAGAAGGACAGCUUUGUCAUUACCUUCAAGACUGUAGAGGAGAUCUGGAAGUUCUCUACCUACCUGGCUCUGGGCUAUGUGGCGCGGUGCCUGGAGAAUUUCCUGUGUGACCAGUCGUUCUGGCUGGACACUGAGCUGCUGAGGGACUUGGAGAUCACUGUGACUGUAGACGAGGAACACCUGGCAACACUCUACCUGGGACUGCUGCUGCAGGAGGGUUCGUUCUUCGCCAAGGCGCUGGUGAGCAGUGGCGAGCAUAGUGAUGAGGAAGAGGAGUUGUGUUUCAGACGUAACGAUUUGCUGAUGGUUAGAGACACGGGGCAGGACAGUCACUGGGAGGGCACCCUUCUCUCCACCGGACAACACGGACUAGUGCCUGUCAACACCAUGCAGCCGCUGCCAUACCCCUUCUACCAGUGGUUUCUGAGGAAGUACUCUGACUGUGCCGGAUGCUCCCCUUCAGAGAGAGGACAAUUUGACCACCCUAUAGUAACCGGAUCCUGUGAGGCUGUAGUGGACCACAACCCAGUAGGUUCUGAUGAGCUCCAGCUGAGUCAAGGUGACCUGAUUGAGAUACAGGGGAUGCUACUCCGAGGUCUGGACCUGUUCAUAGGAACACACUGCUCUACAGGAAACACCGGCUUCGUACACAAGGCUCACGUCAAGCCACUCAACGCCAAACCCCCAGACAGACAACUGGUGUUUCUGAGUGAGGAGGAACGUGCGUCAAUGGCCCAGAUUAACCCCUGCAGUAGUGAACCCAGAGACAGCGGCCUCCUAGAAAGACUCUUCUCCUCUGACAUCAGUACUGUCUACAGACUAGAUAGACUGGAUCAGUCUGACUUUACGUACAUCAGAAACCAACCAAAACAAGAGCAUAAGCCCCCCGCCAGCGCCCGGCAGUCCAUCAUCUCAGAGAAGAGUGACGCUACACCCCCCUACCACUCCUCCCCCCGCCCCUCUCUCUCUCACUCCUCGCCCCGCCCCUCCUUCUACGCCUCCCAGAAUGCUUUGGGGCGUGGCGGUGACGAGUUGCUGUCCUUCAGUCUGGACGACACCUUCAGAGAGAUGAAUGAGUUCCAGGAAGACCCACCCCUUUUCCUGGAGGAGGGGAGCUGGGAGGGGGUGGAGUCAGAGGUCUGUGACCCAACCCUGACUCUGCUCAACAUGCAUCACUUCCAGGAGGACUUCCUGCCCCUCUAUGACCUAAACCACUCCUUCCUGUGGCUGACGUUCUCAGGACAGAGUGAGGAUGAGUUACUGGGCCAUCUGGAGAUUGUCAGGGAGGGGGCUAAGAGAACGGGCAUGGCCUGGGCACACCGACGGGCAUGCUUCCUACUGGGGAGGCUCUGCGCCAAGAAGCUCAAGUACUCCCAGGCCCGUGUGUAUUACGAGGAAGCCCUUGGCGUCUCUGUGGACGGUUUCUCUGACCUCCCUCUCCUCAUCGCCCUCUACACCAACCUCACAGCCAUCUACCUCAAACAGAAAAUGGCCGACAAGCUGCCCCCGACCCUGGAGAAGGCCAGUGCUCUGCUCCUCUGUCUCCCCAGACACACCUUCACCUCCCUGGAUGAGUUUGAGCUGCUGAUGCUGGUGCUGCGGAGGUCUGUGGUGGAAGGGGACAAACACCUGGAGGCACGGGUCUGUUACCUCACCGCCAGCCUCUUCCUCCUCCUUAGAAAGAUAGAUGACGCCCUGCCCUUCGCGGAGCGCCUCCAGUUCCUCACCGUUACCCUGUCUGCUGAGGAGGGGCGCCCCAUCGCCCCCCUGGACCUCAACUGGCUCCUGUCCCGGCUCUACCACCGUAAAUACAUGCCCUACCUGGCCCUGGCAUCACUCAGCCUUGACUCUGGACAGGAGUACUCACUACAGGACGCCUUCCACAGGAUAGAACUGUUCAGCAGGAACUCGGUGCGUCUGAAUCCGCGAUGGAAAGAGGGGACGUCUCUCCUCCCCGCCCAGAUCGUGGUGUAUCUUCAGCAGGCUCUGGCCAUUGCGGAGCGGAGUGAGGACCUUAAGACCCAGAGGGACCUGUGUCUGGGCUUGGCCUGUGUGUACCAGCAACACGGCGCCCUGGUGAAGGCCCUGCCCUGUGCCCAGCAGGCUGUACAGACCGGGGGAGGUAUCAACGAGGAGGAGGGGUUUGAGGCUUCAGUACUGCUGGGAUGGUUGUUAGUCCUGACGGGAGAGCCUGAGAGGGGACAGCACACCCUGCAGCCACUACUGCAGUCUCUACAGGGAACCGACAGCCCGACCCAGAGGGGAGUGGUCCACAACCUGCUGGCUCUGUGUCUGCGGCGACAGGGUCGCAUCGCAGAGGCCGGAAGCCACCUACACCACGCCCUCACCAUCUCCAGGGAGAGUGGCAACCAGAGGAACCAGGCCCUGGCCCUCGCCAACCUGGGCUGCCUGGCACUGGGCGUGGGGGCACCCACACUGGCAGAACGAUUCCUAUUCAGGUCUCUGUCGUUGUUCCUGGAGAUCUGGGAGAGUCCCGUUGACGAGGAGCACGUCCAGACCUACCUAUGGCUGGGGCGGAGCUACAAGGACAGGGGGAGGAGCCAGGACGUCAGGCUGUGUUUUGAGAUGGGCCUCCUCAUAUCCCUCCAGGCCAGGAACCUCCAUAGUCAGAUGGUGGUGGCUAAAGUCCUGAGUCGUCACUACGCCGACGUGCUGCUGUAUGGACAGAGUAUCCUCUACUAUGAGCACUGUGUGUCUGUGUCCAGGGACCUGAAGGACAAGAGACUAGAGGGAGAAUAUCUAGAGAUCCUCAGUAGCCUCUACCUGUCCCUCAAUACUGAGAAAUCAUCAAGGAAGUCUCUGGACUACAGUAAGCAGAGUCUGCGUAUCUCCAUUGACUUGGGGAAGAGAGAGGAAGAGUCAGAGACGUGGCUUCAGGUGGGACGCAUCUACUACCUCAUCCAUGAAGAUGAACUGGCGGACAUGUACCUACAGGCAGCGGUGAAGACAGCCCUGAGGAUGAAUGACCCUCGCUUCGCCAUGAGUAUCUACGAGGAGGCAGGAGAUAUCUUCUUCAAAGGCCACAGGAACAGACUGGCGUCACUGCCCUUCUACAGGGACGGCAGUCUCCCUUUUGCUCGGAGCAUCCAUGACGUCCACUCAGAGUUCAGACUGCUGAGUAAACUGACUGAACUACUGAUGACCCAGGAAGAGUAUGAAGAGGCUCUACAGUACGCCAUUCUGGCUGUACAGAUCAGUACCAAAACAGGUGUGUGUGUGAACGAGCGCACAGCGUACCACCGUCUGGCUACAGUGUACUACAGUCUGGAGCAGUAUGAGAUGACAGAGAACUACUACCUCAAGUCUCUGUCUCUCAGCCCUGCUGUACUGCAGCACCCCCUGGAGGCUAGAUACUACACCAAGCUCUACUGCAGGCUGGGGGACCUGACCCUGCACAAACUAAAGGAUGCCUAUGACUCGGUGGGAUACUUCCAGCUGGCUCUAGCUGCUGCCCUGGAGGACCGUGCCAACCCGCAGGCGCUGUAUGUGGUCUACAUGAAGCUGGCAGAGAUCCAUGCCAACCAUAUGCCAGACCCACUGCUCUGCCAGGCUUACAGGGAAAGAGCACAGAGCCUGAGGAUGGAACUCUCUGGGCUGGAAGAGAUGGAUGGGAGGGAAGGAGAGACAGAGGAGUGGAGAGGAGAGAUGGAGGGCAGAGGAGAGAUGGAGGGGAGAGAGAGACAGAGACAGAGGGAAGAGAAGAGACAGAGGGAAGAGAAGAGAUGGAGGGCAGAGGAGAGAUGGAGGGGAGAGGAGAGAUGGAGGGGAGAGGAGAGACAGAGACAGAGGGAAGAGAAGAGACGGAGGGCAGAGGAGAGAUGGAGGGGAGAGGAGAGACAGAGACAGAGGGAAGAGAAGAGACGGAGGGCAGAGGAGAGAUGGAGGGGAAAGGAGAGACAGAGACAGAGGGGAGAGGAGAGAUGACAGAGGGGAGAGGAGAGACGGAGGGGAGAGGAGAGACAGAGACAGAGGGAAGAGAAGAGACAGAGGGAAGAGAAGAGACGGAGGGCAGAGGAGAGAUGGAGGGGAAAGGAGAGACAGAGACAGAG
This is a messenger RNA of Oncorhynchus nerka (sockeye salmon), 4869 nucleotides long. RefSeq names its product SH3 domain and tetratricopeptide repeat-containing protein 2-like. The record is from RefSeq and is a predicted model, not a curated record. NCBI's taxonomy places the organism in Eukaryota, Metazoa, Chordata, Actinopteri, Salmoniformes, Salmonidae. Gene Ontology annotation, biological process: regulation of ERBB signaling pathway; regulation of intracellular protein transport. Gene Ontology annotation, molecular function: protein binding.